AUGCAUGUCGGUGCUCAUUGGUAUCGCGCGAUGGUUCGGGUAGCUGACUUCUUGAGGAUGAGUGGGCCACCAGAGCCACACAACGUCCUACAGGAGCAGGGUCUGCUGCACCAGUGGUACCCGGGCAUGUUCGUGAUCUUCGUUUCCCACCAGUGGCUCAGCUCUGGGCAUCCGGAUCCACAAGGGAAACAGGUGGAGGUUCUUCAAAAGGCCCUCCGGGGCAUCAUCGAUGGCUCCUUACAAGUUACCGAGGACAUUGUCUCACGCUCGGAUGACAAAUCCCUGUCUUCCGACACGCGCCGACACAUUGCGGAUGGAUUUCUGUUUUUCGAUUGGUUUUCGAUCCCACAGAUCACAGCUCGACAGAAUGGAGUGAACGAAGACACCACAAAAAGUGAUGCAGCAUUGGCGGUUCAAAGUAUUCCGGCCUAUGUGGAACUCUCGAACGUGUUUCUGGCAGUGGUGCCAGAGCUGGUACACGAAGAUUCGACCGAGCUCGUUAAUUACGCAACGUGGCUGUCGAGGGGGUGGUGUCGUGCCGAAUUAUGGUGCCGACUCUUGUCCAGCAAAGCUGACAACUCGGUGAUUGUGGUGUAUUCGGCCACGGAGUCUGAGUUCAUGUUCCCCCUGGAUUGGCAAAACAACAGCAUUGUGGAUGGCAGGUUUACCGUCGAGGCCGACCGGACCACCGUGGCCCGAUUGGGGGAAGUUGCGGUGGAGAGUCCUAGCUCUUCAGUCCUGAGGUGCAACUACCGCUUCUACGCGGCCCUUCGCCCCAAACUCCUGAAGCAAGAGCGGAAGCACCAGGAUGCUGACGGGUUUCUGAAAUACUUCCAGUUCAACAGCGUGCUCGAAGCCGCGCUGGAUGACAGCAGCAUGAACGCCGUGAUGUGCGCCGUACUGUCUGGCGACACCUUCAUGCUGAGGCUGCUAGUAGCCAACGGUGCCGACAUGAACACCAAGCUUCGUGGUCUAAGCAGUUUGGGCUACUACGAUUCGCAGACAGUCCUGAUGGCCGCCACGAAAUCGCGACAGGAACCCUCCGUUCUAGCAACGCUCAUCGAGCUUCGAGCUGAUGUCAAUGCUCGUUCCAGAACUGGUCUUUCUGCGCUGGCCAUGGCCCGAACUCCCGGGCAUGUGAAGGUGCUGUUGGAAAAUGGAGCAGAGGCACCUCCCAGAGUCUUGAGUGGAGUCGCGUCCUUUGCAUGCCCAGAGACGGUUAAGGUGCUACUCUCAUACAGAUGUGAACCGACCUUUGACCCGGAGUCUGGCUCCUCCGGUCCCCUUCAUGCAGUUGCCUUGCUAUCUCGAGGAAAUAUCAAAGCAAUUGAGACUGCAGAGCUGCUUCUGGCCCAUCGUGCCGAUGUGAAUGCAUGUGCUAGGCCGGUGAACGACCUGCUGUGGAUUUGUCGCCAAGCGCGCCUCCGAACGGCUUUUUAUGGCUUCGCCAAUUGUAACAUGACAACUCGGCUGUGGGCGUCCUUCGCUGGUAUCACGCCUUUAGGCUAUGCUGCCAUGGUCGGGCAUGAGCAGCUGACGAAGCUCUUCCUCAAGUAUGGUGCAGAGUCCUUCCCCAACGAGCGAGGGGACACACCUGAAGACCUGGCGCGGAACAACCACCACUACCACCUCAUCCCACUGUUGGCCACCUUUUCCACCUGA
Messenger RNA from Symbiodinium pilosum, 1662 nucleotides. The record is from the annotation of a GenBank genome assembly. Lineage: Eukaryota; Dinophyceae; Suessiales; Symbiodiniaceae.